Molecule: messenger RNA, 2004 nt
Organism: Megalobrama amblycephala (Wuchang bream)
Lineage: Eukaryota; Metazoa; Chordata; Actinopteri; Cypriniformes; Xenocyprididae
Gene: bin2a
Product: bridging integrator 2a
Exons: 14
Coding region: 223-1632 (469 amino acids)
Biological process (GO): phagocytosis, engulfment; plasma membrane tubulation; podosome assembly
Cellular component (GO): plasma membrane; phagocytic cup; podosome
Molecular function (GO): protein binding; phospholipid binding
Source: RefSeq, a predicted model, not a curated record
CCAAUGAACCUAGAGACAAUUGGUUGCAAAGUUCAAGGAUUCUCAAGAGCACACUUCUCAGAGAGAAAGAAAGAGGGAAUAGCACUCAGGAACCUGGGUUUGAAAUGAUUGGAUAACAUUUGUACUACAUUAAAGAGAAAUGCAUGUUGAAUGCUAACAGGGUUGGCCAUAUAAUUAAAGGGCUGUCGGAACAUUAUUCCAGAUUGAAUACAAGUGAAGAACAUGGCAGAAAGCAAGGCCAGCAUCAGCUCGAAAGGAGGGGCCAAUGUGCUUGCUAAACGGGUGCAGAAACAAUUCAACAGAGCACAGGAGAAGGUGUUGCAGAGACUUGGCAAAGCCGAGGAGACCAAAGAUGAGCACUUUGAGGAGUGUGUGAUGAACCUCCAAUAUCAACAGAACGAUGGAUACAAAAUAUACAAGGACCUUAAAGCGUACCUCAACGCUGUCACAGUAAUGAAGGAUGCCUCAGGUCGACUGUUUCAGUCCUUGUUUGAUGCCUAUGACGAUAAAUGGGAUGGUGUAGAAGAUCUUGGGGAAGUUGUGGAGGGAGAAGAGCUUCUAUGGAAAGAUUAUGAGAGCAAGCUGCGUGACCAGGCAUUACUCACUAUGGAGUCUUACAUGAGCCAGUUUCCAGACGUCAGGGAAAGAGUGGCCAAGCGAAACAGGAAACUUGUAGACUAUGAUUCUACCCGCCAUCACCUGACAGGGCUGCAGAAUGCUAAAAAGAAGGAUGAUAUCAAAAUUGGAAAGGCAGAGGAUGAGAUGAAUGCAGCCAAGGUGAUAUUUGAGGACAUGAACAGGGAGCUGAAGAUGGAACUGCCUAUUCUAUAUGACAGUCGUAUUGGUUGCUAUGUCACAGUCUUCCAAGCCAUUUGCAACCUCAGAGACAUCUUCUACAAGGAAAUUACCAAGAACAAUGAGGUUCUACAGACUGUGAUGAAAGAGCUGAGCACCCAACAUCCAGACAAGAGCUUUGUCGUGAAGAAUUUGAACCGCUCAGGUUCCUUGAAGAGAAGGUCAUUUAGAGACACGUUGUCUCCCAGAUCACUUAAAAGCUUUUAUGAUUUCCACAAGAGUUACAGCCCUAGAGGCUCUCUCAGGAGAGACAACUCAUCCAGUUUUAAGUCUGAGAGAUCAGCAUAUGGGUCAUACAGCCCCACCAGCCCUCAACCCCUUUAUGAGAACGUCUCUGGUGCCAAAGGUGCAAAAGGCAGCCCUAUAAGAUUAGACGACACUACAGAGGAGGGUAGCCCUUCCCAUGAGCCACAGGUGGAUGACACCGGCACCUCUGAUGAUAAACCAGUGGUAGAAGACAAGAAAGCCGAAAAGAAAGAGUCCCCGCGAGCCUCAAGUCAAGAUGGACAGAGGGAUACGCCAAAUGAGGAGGAGUCUUCUGAGGAGGAUGAGAGUGAACUGAAACCAAACUCGAGUCCCACCGAAUGCUCCAAGAUCAAAGAUCAAAAAUCAUCUGAGAAGGUGGAGGAUGGUGGGCCUUCUGGUGUGGAGAAUGGAAUAGCUCGUGACGUUAAAUCAGAUGUGGAAGAAACUGAUGCUUCAAGCUAUGCUCUCAACAAGGGUGACCAUCCAUCAGGAGAGGUGAAGGAAGGAUCGCAAACAGAGGCCCCUAAAUAGCAGACAAAAGAAAGGAAAUACGCUGGAACUGCAAAUUCACAACAUAAGAGAGGAUUUCCAAAUGCUGUACUGACUUGGAUUCAUGAUUUUUUUUCAUCCCUGAUCUUUUGAGAUGUUUUUUUUUUUUUUUUUUUUUUUUUUUUCAGAGAAAUGUUUAAAUUCUGAGUACAGUUUCUUUUAGAAUAUAAUCACUUUCCUGUAUUGUCUUUUAUCCUUCACAUGUGGUGGUCUUUCUUGUGGAUUUUAAUGUUUUUAGAUAUAUUACUCUUUAUCUAAUUGACAAAUGAUCACAUUAAACAAUGGGAAUGUUUAUAAUGUACUUGACAAUCAUCCCAAAAAAUAUCCCUUUUAAAUAAAAUUAACCUAAUUGUU